GAGGGGCCGGGCCGAGGAGGGGCAGCGCGGCCCGGCGGGGCUGGGGCUGAGGCGAGCCGGCCGGCGGGCAGGGGAAGGCUGGCGCCCUGCGGCGGGCGCUCGCAGGUCAGGAGGCGGCUGCGCCGGUGGCUCCCCGCGUUCCUGGCGCUGGGCUGCUGGGCGCCCCACGCCAUGUUCUCGGUGCUCUCCUAUGGCAGGCUGGUGGCCCGGGCAGUCCUGGGCGGCCUCUCGCAGACGGACUCCCGCGACUACAGCUUGGUGACAGCCAGCUGUGGCUUCGGCAAAGAUUUCCGCAAGGGCAUCCUCAAGAAAGGCAUGUGCUAUGGGGACGACGCCUGCUUCGUGGCCCGGCACCGGUCGGCAGAUGUGCUGGGGGUAGCAGAUGGUGUAGGUGGCUGGAGAGACUAUGGGGUUGACCCUUCUCAGUUCUCAGGGACUCUAAUGCGAACAUGUGAACGUUUAGUAAAAGAAGGACGGUUUGUACCAAGUAAUCCUGUUGGGAUUCUCACCGCAGGUUAUUGUGAGCUGCUGCAGAACAAAGUACCUUUGCUUGGAAGCAGUACUGCUUGUAUAGUAGUUCUGGACAGAACAAGUCAUCGUUUACAUACAGCCAACUUGGGAGAUUCUGGAUUUUUGGUAGUCAGAGGAGGAGAAGUAGUACAUCGAUCUGAUGAGCAGCAGCAUUACUUCAACACUCCGUUCCAGCUGUCAAUAGCUCCACCAGAAGCAGAAGGGGUUGUCUUAAGUGACAGCCCCGAUGCUGCUGAUAGUACCUCUUUUGAUGUCCAGCUGGGAGACAUUAUUUUGACUGCCACAGACGGACUGUUUGACAACAUGCCUGACUACAUGAUUCUGCAGGAGUUAAAAAAGCUGAAGAACUCCAACUAUGAGAGUAUACAGCAGACUGCAAGAAGCAUCGCUGAGCAAGCUCAUGAGCUGGCAUAUGAUCCCACUUACAUGUCGCCGUUUGCACAGUUUGCAUGUGACAAUGGAUUGAAUGUGAGAGGGGGAAAACCAGAUGACAUCACCGUCCUUCUUUCUAUUGUAGCCGAGUACACAGACUGAUCUGCCUGGAGUGUCAGCUUCUGACUAUUUCGUUCCCCCUGAGCUCCUAGCUUCACAUGUACGGUUUCCUGCUGGCAGGAUUGCUUUCUUCCUUUGCGGCUGCUCACAGCAGCCGGUUCUCGAGCUCGUUGCCUGUCUUGAGAUGCAGCUGAAGUCCUUGUUAAGAACCACUCUUGUAGUACACUGGUCUUUGUCUGCCAGCAAGAAAUGAAGAAGCUCAAGGCUUGAAGCAUGUCUUUCAGAGCUUAGUCGUUGUCCUUAAAAGGGGGAGGAUCAAUCCCACGUUGUUACUGCAUUUGAAAUGUGACUUUCAAAAGAGUAGAAUUGGUUUCUCAUCUUUCAAACUAGAUCCAAUAGGUAGAACCUCUCCGCGAGGGCAUAUUAAUCUAUUUACUAGAAGCGUUCACUAUUCAUCAAAAGGGUAUGUUACAAAACACAGUUUCAUAAGCAUAGUCUUGUUACAGUGAUAGCUGAGGUUUCGUGUUUCUAAGCUCCAGUUUUCAGGAGGUUUAUAACUGCUGUAAACAUUCUGCUCUUGCCAUACAUGGUGUCAGCCUAGGAGCCUUUUCUAGUACGAGAUUUCAAAAAACAUACUUAGUUCAAGUUAUAUGGAUGCAAAUGUGUUUUGUGAUUUCAGGUGCUUAACUGUGAUCUUAAAAAGUUCUGCAGAUCAUUCGUCCAUAAUGGGCCUGGUAUCUGGAUGUUUUGGCUGUGGAUAAUUAAUUUUAUUUUUUAUUUUUAAAACAAAAAUUCAGUCUCAAAAAGCCGAGCUGGCCAAAGUUGAGGUCCUUUCAGCAUUUUAACCCACCUCACCAGCAUGGGAUGAUGUGGCGCAGAUGCCACGGCAGGAGGUUGCACAAGGAACGCAUCAUCCUCAACUCUGAACGUCUUCACUUUUGGUAGAUAAUUCUGUCAUUAACAAAACGUAAUUUGUGUUAAUGAUUGCCAUUCUCGCUUGUGUAGAACAGAAUAUGCUGCACCAGUUGAAGUCCAGUCGAUCCUUAUCUUAUGCUGUGGCAGCAGCAGUAAGUACGGAAAUGGAAACUAUUAAUGAAUAAUCAGCAAAACUUACAUUUCAGUAACUAAAGUUUAGGGUUUUCGGAAUGAACCUUAAUGAUGUUUACAGUUAUCUAACAGCCACUUUGCAAUAUGACAUUUCCUUUUGAAUUAGAGUAGCUCACAUUUGUUCCCCUUCUUCCAGCAAGCUUUCCUUUUUCUUUCCUGAGGUUCAUACAAAAAGCUGAUACAUGUAAAGAUAUAUAUAUUUUUGGUCAGUUUUUCAUUAACUUUUUUGCUGGUAGAAAAGUAUGUAGAAAUAAAUUAAAGCCAUGUUUUUAUAUAUAAAAAGUCGGGUAAUGUUGCUGUUUAGGUGAGUGCAGUUAAACUUGGUCAGUAAGUAAUCUUACCUGCUCUCAAAAGGAGAUUUUUACUACCUGGUUUAUUGUAUUAAAACUGUUUAAGUUUGAGGUUACCUCAACUUGUUUAAAGAAUUUUUGUGGACUUGUACUGUAUAUUUGCGUAACUAUGUCAAGCUUUUAUUUAAGGUCAUUUAACAUGUACCAUGUACAUGUCAUUUUACUAUAUUUCAAUGCAUCAUGCUUGUAACAGGCAUUUCAUUUAUAAUAAGUGAUUAAUUUGGAAGCUCUUCAGUAAUUUAUCUGCUAUUCCUAAAUUGGCAUAAUGUUAGCUAUCUAUUUUAAAUCACCUUGUAAUUACUUGUCAAAAUGCCUUAACUACCCUAACUUGACCAAAAUAUUAUUUUGGUGAGGGUAUGGGGAGGAUGAUAUUAAUGAAGAAAAAAUUUAAUGAGUUUUGCGAUACAUGGAACAGUGAGUGGUGGAUAACUUUGCACAAACUGUCAGUCCUCGUUGUUUUUUACAGUUGAACAAGCUGUACCUAGCUGUCUCGUUAGGAGGAAUGUAUUCACGCUGCAGUACAGGGCUUUGUUUCUAGCAUUUGGGAGGGGCCUUUCCCUCUCAGAUCUGGGUGUCUUUACAUUUUAUUCUCCAGUAUUUAACUCUCACGCUUCUUGAUUAGAGCAGAUUUGAUCAAUUAUUAUUUCCCUUGAGCUUACCUUAAAAUGAUGCCCCUGUAGACCUGGGCUGUGUUGCACUCUGACCCCUUGUUCUCAGCACACUCACCCCCCCCCCCCCCCAGCACCAUCCAUGGGGAGCCGCAUGCGGCUCAGCCAGGCGAGUACAGCAAAGGUGCUUACCCCCUGCGGGGCAUCGUGCAUGCUGUGCCACUGCUGGGCCGGGGUCUGGAACCCCCUGAGCGCAGAGGCUUGGGUGCAGGGCCAAGCCUCGCGCUCUCUGCUAAACCCGUUCUAUCUGCAAAGCCAUUUGCCUCAUAUCAUGAUUUUUUUUUUAAAUAAAGAACAAAUUUGGAUUUUGAUUUACCAGUCAUGAGUUUAGCCCUCACCGGACACACCAAAGACCAGUAAAGCUUAUAGCUUUUCCAUCUGUUUAUGAAGCAAUACUGUAUUAUAAAGAAUUGAUAUUUUUGUCACAUGCUUGAUUGUUUGGGGGUUUGGUGUUUUUGUUUUUUGGUUUUUGGUUUUUUGUGUUUUUUUUAAGAUGUGCACUCUAAACAUAUCAAACCUGAUUUCUUCCUAUGAACUUAAGCUGUCUGCGCACAACAGAUUUUUGGAAGAGGAAAUGACAGGGCCCAGCCUAUCAAAAUAAUUUUAAAUGAUGCAUGAAGCAGUAACACUUCCUAGGAAUUAGAUUAUUGUGACUCUUCACAAGAGGAACAUGCAAGAAGGGUGUUCCAUGAAAUGGAAGCAUGCGUGAGCAGAGCACGGGCUGACUUGCAGCUGCUGCAGAGGGUUGUUGUUGGUUAUCAGGAGCUGGUGGUUUGGGAGCAGUGAUUUGAAGGAAGAGGAGAAGGUUUUUUACACCAGUAACCACGUAACUUCAUGGGACUGGCAGGAGCUGGGAUUUCUGCAGCAGUGUUACCAGUUAUUUGGGUAAAACAGGGCUGAGAUGUGGUGAAUUGGAAAAACUCUGUGGUUCCUUGCUACUUUUAUGGCUAUCUUUGGGAGACCUGCACCAUACAGUUUCCCUCUAAAUGUACUUUCUUUGUGUUUAUGGAGAAGGGUUUUUUUCAGCCAUACCAAAAAACAGAUCUUGGGACCAGACAGUUCUGAGUGAAGGAGAAGGAAGAGGCAAAGGUCUGGCAAAUAAUGUGAAGGAUUUUGUGGUGGAAUCUCCAUCUCUUGGUAGUGGACAACUUUUCUCUGGGGGGUGGGAGGUUAGGGGGAAACAACAAAACAGAUUGUGUGUGUAGAAGCUGACUGUAUGAAGUAGUUUCUUACAAAGAUAGCUGAAAUAAUGAAGCAAAUCUGAGUCUGUAUCUAAUGAGGAUGCUUUUUUGUUGUUGUUAAAAUGAGACUAUCAUCUAUGCUUACCUAAGAGGCAAUUAUGUGAAUUUCAUGUCUGAGGUAUAACUUAUGCAGGAAUAGUUCUGUAAAUACAUUUAAAUGAAUUGUAAAGAUAUUUAAUAAAUAUAGUAUUUAUACUAAAAUGUGCUUUUUAAAGUAAAGUUGACUGCAAAACCUGUCUGUUAAUGCAGUGAUGUCACUGGUGGCUCAGAGGUGCACAGCCACUGUAACUUGGGAUGUUGGGCUUUUGUUUAGACUUUCCUACACCAUUCUCAAAUCUGUGUUUGAAUGACACUGUAAAACUCAUCUGUACCGGUCUGGAGGCUCAGUGAAAUGCUAGUGCUGCAGCAUUUCUGUAAAAAUACCAGCUAUUCCAUACCAGUAAUGUGUUUGGCUGUGCCAGCAGUGAUGGGUUAAUUUUUCUAGCAUUCAUUAACAUUGCAACAGCAGCUUAAUUUGCCUGGAGUGGUAAUGCAAUUUGUGUUCUCCAGUGAGAAGGUAGUGGAGAGCUGAACAGCCAGAGCAGUGUAGCUACAGAAAGCAUAACACACAAUUCUCAAGCUAGUCAAUCAUGACCUAAAUUUAAUUACAUUGUGACAGCAGCUAACAGUUCUAGAGUGACCGGUGCUGGUGGUUAACAUAAACAGUGAAUAAACACUUAACCUGCACUGACAGAGCAGGAACUGCUACAACACUCAGUACAGAAUUGAGUUUUGUCCUUUUCCUGUAUCUGUCUUGCAAACCCCCCCCCCC
Falco peregrinus (peregrine falcon) is the source of this 5200-nucleotide messenger RNA. RefSeq names its product protein phosphatase targeting COQ7 (gene PPTC7). The coding region runs from base 172 to 1065 and encodes 297 amino acids. NCBI's taxonomy places the organism in Eukaryota, Metazoa, Chordata, Aves, Falconiformes, Falconidae. The record is from RefSeq and is a predicted model, not a curated record. The transcript has 6 exons.